GUUAGAUAGGUGCAGCCUCAUUGCCAUUAACAUUUCAACCCUUCAACAAACCAAAUCUCCAACUUCUUACCUCAAACAAUACCCGGACUUCACGUUCGGUGAUCUUCUUUCUUGACUUUAUCUCACACCAUUUCCUCUUCACUAUCAAUAAUAUGGGUUCGAAAGAUAAGAAUACACUACUUUCAUCACAGAAGUCUUCUGACUCUGGACUACAAGUCGUUUUGCAUCCUCUAGUCCUUCUUACCAUCUCUGAUUACAUCACACGACACACCCUAAGAGAACAAGCUGGGCCCGUGGUUGGUGCUCUAUUAGGACAGCAAAAUGGAAGAGAGAUUACUAUAGAGCAUGCUUUUGAGUGCGCUACCUUGGAAGAUCCGAAGCUUAAUAACUUCAUUCUAGACGAGAUGUGGUUUGCGCAGCGAUUAGAGCAGAUGAAAACGAUCCACAACUCUCCCCAACUCGAUCUUGUUGGCUGGUAUACAGUACUUCCUCAGACCGGUCCGACCUUGGGCAUACUUCCCAUUCACGAAUCAAUCCUUCUUAAGCAAAAUGAAUAUGCUCUUCUGCUCGCAUUCCACCCCGAAGAGGCCGUCCAGCAUUCGGCCGGCAGCAAACUGCCGCUGACUAUCUAUGAAUCAAAUUAUGAGGCCACGGACGAACCAAGGGUGGAUCAAGAUGAUGACGAGGACAAAGAGAUGCGAGACGGUGAUCCACCUCUUCGGUUGAAGUUCAGAGAGUUACCUUACUCAGUGGAGACAGGCGAAGCGGAGAUGAUCAGCAUGGAUUUUGUGGCUCGUGGGGCUGGCAAUGCGACAAUGGUUGAGCCUAAAGAACAGAAGAAGCAGAUUACCAAGUCUGCCACUGAGACGGAUCCGAAAGGAAAGAAAGUCGCGUCGGCACCAGAAACUCAAGACAGCAGCCAUGUUGCCGUGGUCAAUAUACUAUCCCGCGAAGAUGAAGAGAUGAUUGCAGCUAUUACCGCCAAAGCCAAUGCAGUCAAGAUGUUGCAGUCACGGGUCAACCUCCUAACAACCUACCUCGAACGAUUACCCCCCUCAUACCUUUCUCCCAACAAUACCACUAACCUUUCUGAUGGCCAAUAUACAAUACCAUCCCACCCAAUCCUUCGAUCGAUACAAGCUCUAGUUAGUCGGCUCCCGCUACUAGUGCCAUCCGACAAGGAAGCCUAUGAGCUAGAGAUGCUCCGCGAAACCAACGACGUGCACCUGAUGGAGCUCCUCAAUGACGUAAUGCAGAGCCUCAACGAGACCCGGGACAUUGGCAAGAAAUACACAAUUGUCGAGACAGCCAAGAGCCAUAGCAAGAAAAUCACAGACAACCCAAGAGGAGGCAUUCCCGGUGGCUAUGACUACGCCGGUCCUGGCGAUCUCGCUGUAUAAUGCUGAGGACCUGGAACGGAAUUAAAGUCAAGACCCCGAGCUAAAUCGUGCCUAUCACCAAGAGUGCCUAGGUAGGUAGUUGGUUCACUGCAUUUGCAAAGGCGAAGGAGGCGUUUUAGAGGAACUGUGCUCUACCAGCACUAGACGAUACCUGUGUAACCUCAA
Hypoxylon fragiforme is the source of this 1565-nucleotide messenger RNA. RefSeq lists its product as uncharacterized. Gene Ontology annotation, biological process: protein deneddylation. The transcript is spliced from 2 exons. NCBI's taxonomy places the organism in Eukaryota, Fungi, Ascomycota, Sordariomycetes, Xylariales, Hypoxylaceae. The coding region runs from base 153 to 1400 and encodes 415 amino acids. Gene Ontology annotation, molecular function: protein binding; metallopeptidase activity. The record is from RefSeq and is a predicted model, not a curated record. Gene Ontology annotation, cellular component: COP9 signalosome.